Molecule: messenger RNA, 725 nt
Organism: Nymphaea colorata (pocket water lily)
Lineage: Eukaryota; Viridiplantae; Streptophyta; Magnoliopsida; Nymphaeales; Nymphaeaceae
Exons: 3
Coding region: 146-556 (136 amino acids)
Source: RefSeq, a predicted model, not a curated record
CGCAAAACACGUGCAGACAUUCUCCACCAACAAUAGGCUAAGCACCGGCCGGCUGAUGAUAAGCCUUCCCACUUCAUCUUCCCUCCCUCCUCUUCUUGCUCUCUUGUUUCAAACUGAAGAAUUCUGAGAAACAGAACAGAAUACAAUGACUUCACUGCAACUUGACAAAGCAGUACACCUCUCUCAUGGAUUUCAGAAACAGGGUAGAUCAAAAAAAUGCUGCUUCAGUCAUGUGGCUGCCACGAGUAGAUCGAGAAAGCGGAGAACGAGACUUGUUGUGAAUGCAGAAAGCAAGGGAGAGAAGAGGAGCUUCCUGAGUUUGGAGGAGGCUGGACUGGUUGAGAUGUCUGGAUUGAGCACGCACGAACGGUUCCUCUGCAGAUUGACAAUAUCUUCUCUGAACUUGCUAAGAGUGAUCGCGGAGCAAGAGGGGACAAGCAUAGAAGAGCUCAAUGCAGGAAGAAUAUGUGAUUGGUUCCUCAAGGACAAGCUGAAAAGGGAGCAGGAUAUAGGUUCUGCUGUACUUCAGUGGGAUGAGUCAGAGUUCACAAUCUAGUUUCAUUUUUUUCUAUUUAAUUCCCAUAAAUCUCUGUCACCUCCCAUUGAAAUUCUCACAGCUUAUUAUAAGGGAGCGUUUUGCUAGAUAUCUUGUAAGGCCAUGUGAAAAGCAUAAUCAGAAAUGUUGUAUGAUUGAUUUAUACAAUUGAAAGAUUACACCAAGAACA